UUGCCUUCCUGCCAUUUUUACCCAACUGAGUCAGUCCAUCAAGGAAUAAUUAAUUACCAAGAGAGGAAAAAAUAAAGAAAUAAAAAAAAGACAUUUUAGUUUUCAUUCUGCACAUCUUUUUUCACCAUGACUUGUCUCUCCAAGACACUUCUUUUUCUUUUCCUUUAUUUUCUUCUCUCUUUGCCUCACUUUAUUACCAGGAUACCAGCCAGCCCAUUUCACAAUAAAAACAGCAUAUUCUCAAUCAUCCACUCCACCGUACAGGAAACACCCAUGAUUGCACCCAGUAGCAUCUUGAUUUCACCAUGGAAAACCUCUGCUAUUAAGCUACCAAAUUCUUUGAUUCUUUAGCCUUCCAGUUUUAUAUAUAUACGCCAUCAAUCUUCUUCACUUUUCUUCCCUGUUAAACCCUCUUUUUUUUCCAACUCUUAUUGUCCUACUCUCCAUAAUACUGAUGGGUUCUUCAUAUACCGCAUCAUCUGUCAAUGGUUUCUACAACUUCCUUACACAAGGACUAGAUGAGCUUCACCAAUCCUUCGUGUCCCAUAACUUCAUGUCAGUUCAAUUCCUUUCAGAGGUGCUCUCAUCUAUCCAAUCUUUCCAUUCACAGUUAACAAUUUUGGUCCAAAAGCUUCGCUUACCAGUUGGAGGAAAAUGGUUGGAUGAGUACAUGGAUGAAAGCUCAAGGCUAUGGGAUGCUUGUCAUGUCCUGAAAUCCGCCAUUUCUGGAAUGGAAAAUUGCUGUUCAGCUGCCUCCACUGUUGCUUCCUCACUGGAUACCUAUCAUCAUCUCACUCCAGAGAUUUCACGUCAGAUUAUCCGCGCAAUAAAUAUAUACCAGAGAGAAAUUCUAGCACUGGAAGAGGAGAACAAGGGCUUGAUGGAAACAAGAACUCAGCCACUGUCUCUGUGCCUGAACCAGAACAUCCCAAUGGAAUCAAAAUUAAACGCGUUCAGUGGGUUUCGAGGCGUUCUUCACGCAAUGAGGAGCGUGAGUUCAUUGCUUCUGCUGAUUCUUCUUUCUGGGUUCGCUUACGGCUGGUCUGCCUCCUGCUUUCAACAACGCGACAUGGAAGAACAAGCAGGUUUCGGAAGAGGGUUGACGGAUUCCAUGGCGAGAUUGGAGCGAAAAGUGAGAGAAGAGAUAGAACAGAGUGAAGCACAAAGCGGGAUUUUGCUGUUCGAGUUUCAGCAAGCGAAGAUAGCCAUGGAGGAACUGAAGGAGGGGUUGGAGAGAAGAAGAGAGGGAUAUGAGGGAAUUGAGAUUGAAGAGAAAGCUGAGAAGUUGAAGAGUUGGAUUGGGAUGUUGAGAUGUGGGGUUGAAUCCAUUGCAGGACAGAUUGAUGAUUUGGUUGAUGAAAUAGUGCAAGGAAGGAAGAAGCUUUUGGACAUGUCCAGUUAUAGGUAGACGCUGAGACGAAGAUGGCCAUAAUAAUAAAAAUUUAUUACAAGUCCAUGGAGU
Molecule: messenger RNA, 1462 nt
Organism: Neltuma alba
Lineage: Eukaryota; Viridiplantae; Streptophyta; Magnoliopsida; Fabales; Fabaceae
Exons: 2
Coding region: 455-1408 (317 amino acids)
Source: RefSeq, a predicted model, not a curated record